UUCGACUAAUCAUCUCCUGCUGGGAUGAACUAACUAUUUAACAAUGUCUCUAAAAGAUAAAACCGCUAUCGUAACUGGAGGCACCAGUGGAAUUGGUCUGGCCACCGUCGAAGAACUGCUCAAAAAUGGAAUUUCGAAAAUUUUAGUUAUUGACCUGAAGGACAGUUUGGAUAAGGUUUUCAGGACUUAUUUGAAACAGUUCAACAAAAAUGCUGAAAUAUUCUAUGCGAAGUGUGAUGUUUCGAAGAAAAGCGACAUAGAACAAACAUUUAGGAAGCUAGCAAUCCGAAAGUUGGGCUCGAUAGAUAUCCUCGUGAAUGCAGCUGGAAUAUUUAAGGAAGACAAUCCUGAUAUGGAAAUUGCAGUUAACCUGGGAGGAACAGUCAACUGUACAUUAACGGCAAUCGAUCUUAUGAGCAAAGACAAGACCAGACCAGGAAGAGCAAUUGUCAACAUUUCAUCUUUGGCUGGCCUCGAUCCUGUCGCACAUGCAGCAGUGUAUUGCGCUACCAAAUUCGGAGUUGUUGGCUUUACGCGGUCUUUGGGAGAAGAUUCAGUGUUCAAUAAAACCGGUGUCAGGGCAAUGGUGAUUUGUCCCGGUGCAACAUUCAGUUCCAUGGUGAAAGAUCCGUUGCAGAUGACCGCAACAUUUCCCUGGCUUCAACCGUCUCUACAAAAAUAUGUGGCGUGUGCUAAGUUUCAAGAAGCUACUGUUGUCGGAAAAUGUGUAGUUCGCGCUCUCUUGGAAGGAACUGCCGGCUCCGUUUGGGUUUGUAUGGAAGAUCGUAUUAGACAGGUGCAGUACGAGGAGAGCAAAUUCGAGAAACUGUUCCAAUCGUGAUGCACCAAUGAUUAUU
This is a messenger RNA of Uranotaenia lowii, 857 nucleotides long. Its product is annotated as alcohol dehydrogenase 1-like. NCBI's taxonomy places the organism in Eukaryota, Metazoa, Arthropoda, Insecta, Diptera, Culicidae. Gene Ontology annotation, molecular function: oxidoreductase activity, acting on the CH-OH group of donors, NAD or NADP as acceptor. The record is from RefSeq and is a predicted model, not a curated record. Bases 44 to 841 code for a protein of 265 amino acids. Gene Ontology annotation, cellular component: cytoplasm. The transcript has 5 exons.